UUAGAAAAUGAUUAAUACUUUCAACUUAUCAGACUAUGACUGUAUUGGUUUUGACUUGGACAACACGAUCUGUGAAUACAGAAUCGCACCUAUGGUUCAAAUGAUUUAUGAUGUAAUAACUGAGUACCUAAUUAAAACACAUAAUUAUUCUGCUAAAUAUCUACAACAACCAAUAGAUUUCGCCUUUCUACAGAAAGGAUUAUUAUUAGAUACUGAACGAGGUAAUGUUUUAAAACUAAAUGGUACAGGGAAAAUUUUGAAAUCAUCUCAUGGUACUAGAUUUAUGUCUGAUGAAGAGAUAAUGUCAGUGUAUGGAUCUAGUUGUUCUUGGUCUGUAACAGACAGUUUUAUUCAAAAUUUUAUGGAUACUUGGAAUGGCCCACUUUCAGAGAAAAUACGUCCUUUAUUGGAUUAUUUUGAUUUUCCAAUAUCCCUUGUUUUUGCACGCUGUAUUGAUAGUGUAGAUGAUGCCUGUACCAAUACUACUUAUAAUGUAUGGCCCGAUAUUUUUCAAGGACUUCAUUACAUGUAUUCUAGAGAUAAUUUUUCAACUAAUGUUGGUGACUUUUUUUUUAAUCUUAAAACUUCUCCUACCUUAUAUUAUAACAAAUGUCCAAAUUAUGUAAUUAAUUGGCUCAAGGAAUUAAAAAAGACUAAAAAAAUGUUCUUAAUAUCUGGUUCUCAUGUAGAUUAUGCAAGUUUUAGUGCAACACAAUCUUUAGGAGCUAAUUGGAAAGAAUUAUUUGAUAUAGCUGUAUUUUUUUCUAAAAAGCCUGGUUUUUUUAAUCAAAAUAGACCUUUUUACAAUACAGAUGAUUUAAAUGAGACAAGUAUAACUGAUGCAAUAAGUCUUGGUAAAAUAUAUAGUCAAGGUAAUUGGUCUCAACUCUACAACUUAUUUAAAAAAGAAACUGGUAAAUCAAAUCCUAAAUGCUUAUAUAUGGGUGAUAAUAUAUUACAAGAUGUCCUUACUCCCGAAAAAUUUUCUGGUUUGGAUACUAUUGCUAUAGUUGAAGAAAUGAAGAUGGAUUCUGAUUCUAAUGAAUUUAAUACUGAUAUUGGACUGCUACAACCAAAUAAAUGGGGUUCGUAUUUUAUUGAUAACGAUAAAAAUGAAAUAUCUGUCUGGACAUCAUUUAUUAUAAAUCAUAGUAAACUAUGUAUUCCUUCCAUAAAAGCUUUAGCAAGUAAACCUAUAAAUUAUGAAUAUAAAUCAUUUUGUAAGUCUAAAAUUUUUGGAGGAUUUUUUCCUUUUACACCUAAUAAUAUGUAUAAACUAUUAAAGUAAAACUAUUUAAUGAAAACUAAUAACUUAUUGUUAAUUUUUUUCAAUUUUACUAAAUUAUUUAGAAAUAUAUAUAUAUUUAAUUAUACAUUAAAAAUUUGGUUAAUAAUUUUAUUUUUAUUGUACAAAAAAAAGUCAUUAUCAACAUACAGUCAACUGCCAACAAAAAUUACUAAAAUAUAGUAUAAAUAAUAAAGAUAGAAGUUACAUAAUUAGAUACUUGCUAAAAAUGAUAUUGUCAUAAUUUCUUGCAUAAUCAUAGCCUUAAUUUUAUUUUGAUUAUUAAUGAUUAUCAAUAUUUUGUUUUCAAC
Messenger RNA from Daktulosphaira vitifoliae (grape phylloxera), 1596 nucleotides. It is a transcript of the gene Nt5a, whose product is annotated as 5'-nucleotidase domain-containing protein 1. The transcript has a single exon. Gene Ontology annotation, molecular function: 5'-nucleotidase activity. The record is from RefSeq and is a predicted model, not a curated record. NCBI's taxonomy places the organism in Eukaryota, Metazoa, Arthropoda, Insecta, Hemiptera, Phylloxeridae. Bases 8 to 1288 code for a protein of 426 amino acids.